AUGAAGGAUUCCGGGGAGAUAAAGUCAACCAGCCCACGGUAUGCAGCAUUGACUUACUGUUGGGGUUCCCAAAAGGAGUCGCAACAUCAGCUCAGAACCGAUAAAAGCACGCUGCCGCUUCGGUGCAAGGGAAUUCUUGAUUCAGAGAUGACACCGGUCUUAAGAGACGCCGUUCGGGUGACCAGAGCAUUGUCAAUUCCAUACCUCUGGAUCGACUGUCUCUGCGCUCUGCAGGAUGUGGAUGAUCCCUCCGACUGGAAUAGACAAUGUUGGCACAUGGACGAGAUUUAUGGAUGUGCAGAGGUUACAAUC
Messenger RNA from Canariomyces notabilis, 312 nucleotides. Its product is annotated as heterokaryon incompatibility. Lineage: Eukaryota; Fungi; Ascomycota; Sordariomycetes; Sordariales; Chaetomiaceae. The transcript has a single exon. The annotation marks the transcript as partial. The record is from RefSeq and is a predicted model, not a curated record.